AUGGCGCGAGAAGACCCAUCCCGGUGGCACGACUCCCUUCCCCUCGUCCUUCUCGGGAUCCGGUCCGCUUGGAAAGAAGAUCUCGGGUGCGCGGCUGCUGAGCUCGUUUACGGUACGACUCUUCGCCUUCCGGCCCAGUUUUUCGACAGCCCCUCGCAGGUUCCCGUCGACCCUUCGGUGUACUUGUCCCGCCUCCGUGAGCAGUUCUCAAGGAUGCGUCCGACUCCAACACGUGCUCAGCAACCCGGAACAACUUUCGUGUCCCCGCACCUCCGCUCCGCUUCGAAAGUUUUCGUUCGCACGGAUGCGGUCCGCAAGUCUCUCCAACCUCCAUAUUCGGGCCCUUACACCGUCCUGAAGCACGGGCCCAAGCACUUCACCAUCGACUUCAACGGGAGACCAGACACCGUAUCGAUCGAGCGGCUCAAACCUGCUUUUACCGAAGCCGACGUCUCGGCCUCCAGUUUCACAUUUGAAGACUACGAGUGA
Messenger RNA from Ornithodoros turicata, 489 nucleotides. RefSeq lists its product as uncharacterized. Bases 1 to 489 code for a protein of 162 amino acids. The record is from RefSeq and is a predicted model, not a curated record. The transcript has a single exon. NCBI's taxonomy places the organism in Eukaryota, Metazoa, Arthropoda, Arachnida, Ixodida, Argasidae.